Lodderomyces elongisporus is the source of this 1113-nucleotide messenger RNA. RefSeq names its product saccharopine dehydrogenase (NAD+, L-lysine-forming) (gene LYS1). Gene Ontology annotation, molecular function: saccharopine dehydrogenase (NAD+, L-lysine-forming) activity. The record is from RefSeq and is a predicted model, not a curated record. Lineage: Eukaryota; Fungi; Ascomycota; Pichiomycetes; Serinales; Debaryomycetaceae. Bases 1 to 1113 code for a protein of 370 amino acids. Gene Ontology annotation, cellular component: cytoplasm. The transcript has a single exon.
AUGAGCAGUAAUCCAGUUAUCCUCCACUUAAGAGCAGAGACUAAACCAUUGGAAGCUAGAGCAGCUUUGACGCCAACCACAACCAAGCAAUUGCUCGAUGCAGGCUUCAAGGUCUACGUUGAAGAGAGCUCGCAAUCAACAUUCAAUGCAAAGGAAUAUGAAGCCGUUGGCGCUGAAAUUGUUCCAGAAGGUUCAUGGAAAGAUGCCCCCAAGGAUCGUAUCAUCUUUGGCUUGAAAGAAUUGCCAGAAAAUGAUACAUUCCCACUUGUCCAUACCCACAUUCAGUUUGCACACUGCUACAAAAACCAAGCUGGUUGGGAGAAAGUCCUUGGCCGUUUCCCUGCUGGAAACGGUACAUUGUACGAUUUGGAGUUUUUGGAGAAUGACCAAGGUAGAAGGGUUGCUGCAUUUGGGUUCUAUGCUGGUUUUGCAGGUGCUGCAAUUGGUGUGUUGGACUGGGCUUUUAAACAAUUACAUGGCGAUGACGAGAACUUGCCCGGCGUUUCCCCAUACCCUAAUGAAGAUGCAUUGAUUAAAGAUGUCAAGACCGAAUUGGACAAGGCAUUGGCCAAGAAUGGUGGAAAAUACCCUACCGCCUUGGUCAUUGGUGCUCUUGGUAGAUGUGGUUCCGGUGCGAUUGACUUGUUCAAAAAAGUGGGCAUUCCAGACGACAAUGUUGCCAAGUGGGAUAUGGCGGAAACAGCAAAAGGUGGUCCUUUCAAAGAGAUUGUUGACACCAACAUCUUUGUCAACUGUAUCUACUUGUCGCAACCAAUUGCACCAUUUAUCAACUACGAGACUUUGAACGUUCCAGAGAGAAAAUUGACCACCAUUGUCGACGUCAGUGCCGAUACUACUAACCCACACAACCCAAUUCCUGUUUACGAAAUAGCUACAGUGUUUAAUGAUCCAACCGUGCCAGUCAAGACCACCGCAGGACCAAAGUUGUCAGUAUGUUCGAUAGACCACUUACCAAGUUUAUUGCCAAGGGAGGCCUCAGAGUUUUUCUCAAAAGAUUUGAUGCCAAGCUUGUUGCAAUUACCAGAAAGAGACACGGCACCAGUAUGGGUGAGAGCCAAACAAUUGUUUGACAAAAACGUUGCUCGCUUAUAG